Messenger RNA from Triticum dicoccoides, 1072 nucleotides. Its product is annotated as tricyclene synthase TPS4, chloroplastic-like. Gene Ontology annotation, molecular function: magnesium ion binding; terpene synthase activity. Lineage: Eukaryota; Viridiplantae; Streptophyta; Magnoliopsida; Poales; Poaceae. The transcript has 4 exons. The record is from RefSeq and is a predicted model, not a curated record. Gene Ontology annotation, biological process: terpenoid biosynthetic process. The coding region runs from base 297 to 845 and encodes 182 amino acids.
GAUGAACUUGUUCUCUUCACUGACGCCAUUGGAAGAUGGGAAGAAAGUCCUUGUGAAAUGCUCCCUGAAUACAUGCAAGCACUCUAUUCCGUCGUGUACAACACGUCCGCUGAGGUGGCUGAAAAUGUGUUUAAACAACAUGGUUGCGACGGAGCCGGAUCCCCUGACGUACGGCCACCUGACGUUGGGCCACUGACGCGUGGGUCCGGGUCCACACGUCAGCGAGUGCGCCGUACGUCAGAGGAGCUGCGUCCGGUUGCGACACCCGUUAUGUUCUUGAGAAAGCUUGGCGAGACAUGGCGGAGUCUUUCCUGGUGGAGGCAAAGUGGCAGCAUGGAAACCACAGACCAACACUCCAUGAGUAUCUGGACAAUGGAUCAAUUUCAUCUUCUGCGCCACUGCUCCUGCAACAUGCAUUUCCCCUGCUCCGCAUGGAAGAAAAGCUCACCUCAAUGUCUAUUGCUAAAGUUGGAGGCUACCCAAAAUUAGUUCAGUCUGCAUCGUUAGUUCUUCGCCUCUGCAACGACUCUGCAACCCACUCUGCUGAGCUGGAGCGAGGGGAUGCACCAUCAUCAAUAGCUAUUCACAUGUCCGAGAACAGCUCCAGUGAGCAAGAGUCCCGUGAAGCCAUGGAAGAUCUUACCAUGGAAGCCUGGAAGUCAAUUAAUGAAGAUGCAUUCAAACAUUGCCGAUUUUCUAGAUCUUUCGCCAAGACUUGCGUGAAUUUGGCUCGAAUCUCACAUUGUGUUUACCAAGGCUGCGAUGGUUUUGGUGCGCCGGAUGGUCAGAACAAAAGGCAAAUUAAAGAGUUGUUCUUGGACUCUAUCAUGAGUGAGAAACAUUAAACGGUGGGAGACACAUAUCUUAGAAAGAUGCUAUAUAGGCUUAAUUAUCUGUAGGUAUUGAUUCUGAUUCUGUGUUAUACUACUAAAACUCUAGAACCAACACUAGCUGGUUGAUUAAAUGGCACCAUUUGGUGGUCUUGAUUUACAGUGCUUAGUGCUCCGUAACAAGAUGUGACAAGUUGUUAGAAAUUUUCAGGAUUCAUAAAGUACCUUCACACUUAUUUUAA